Diorhabda sublineata is the source of this 1700-nucleotide messenger RNA. It is a transcript of the gene vg, whose product is annotated as protein vestigial. The transcript has 5 exons. Gene Ontology annotation, cellular component: nucleus. The record is from RefSeq and is a predicted model, not a curated record. Bases 214 to 1191 code for a protein of 325 amino acids. NCBI's taxonomy places the organism in Eukaryota, Metazoa, Arthropoda, Insecta, Coleoptera, Chrysomelidae. Gene Ontology annotation, biological process: regulation of transcription by RNA polymerase II.
AUUUCAGUCCAAGAAUCAGUUCCAUGCCGGUCUGAGUAACGUCGCGUCAAUUUAAUAUACAAACGUGAACUUUCGGCAAUUAGGAUGUCCUGAUGGAUUUUGGAACGUAAAGUAUGUUCGGUGCGUCUGUGAUAAAUUCUUCAGUUAGUUGUUCGUGUGAAAUUAGAUUGAAGAAAGUGCUAGCGAUCGGUUAAUAAUGUGCAUAUCUAAAUAAUGAGUUGUUCUGAAGUUAUGUACCAGGCAUAUUAUCCGUAUUUAUAUCAAAGAGCUGGAGCAGCUCCGCCAGUGUCGGCGCAUCCUGUUCCAAGAACAGGGCCUUUUACUUCACCCUUCGGAGCUGCCCACCAAUAUGAUAGGUUCAACGUUCAACGCCUCCAAGACGCCCACUCCUUAUCCCAAGCUGCGGCGGUGGCGAGUUCGAGUAACGGUAGUGCUUCUUCACUCGGUGGUGGCGGUCUCACCGUUCCCGGUAGUCUCGAUAGUACUGCAGGACAUAGUGGAGUAUCGGGGACAGGAGGAGCGCAUCCCCUUUACCUACAGGGAUCUGCGCAUAGUUCGGGAGGAUCUGUUAGUUCGGCGGGGGGCGGUUCACCUACUAGUCCACUUAGGCCUGGGAAAGAAGAAGACUGUAGUUUACAUGGGAGGAGUAGUACCGAAGAUCCACAACCAGGUGUGGACGACGACGACUCCCAGGAAGCUGCUAGUUCCAGGGCUCAGUACGUCUCUGCGAAUUGUGUGGUUUUUACGCAUUACCAAGGCGAUGCGGCCUCCGUAGUUGAUGAACACUUUUCUAGAGCUUUAGAUAAAUCUUCAUCACAUACCAAGGAAACCUCCCCUAUGACUGCACGUAACUUCCCUCCCUCCUUUUGGAAUAGUCAGCACUUCGUCGGUGCAUCAAGUACGUCUCAUCACGCUGCAGAUCUCUAUUCAGACCAUUACCAUCCAGGGGAUGCCUGGUACCAAUACAGCCAACACCAUAGGGCGGUUCAUGAUUACCAUCAUCACAAUAUGGCAGCCCAAUAUGGAGGGCUGUUGCUUCCUGGUUCAAGACUGCAUAUGGGCUCUCACGCACCUUGCAAAGCAAUGGACUGGCAGCAUCCAUCUAUUGAAUCACCAUAUUCUUCGUAUCCGACUAUGUCAGGUCUAGAAGCUCAAGUACAAGAUUCCUCAAAGGAUCUCUACUGGUUUUAAACCAAGAAAGACUAUGUAUAGUUUCCGUUUUUUAUCAAAAGAAGAAAAGUGAGAAGUGAUUUUUAAGUGUAAUAUAGUAGAGUACAAACUGAUUUAUUUAAAUGUUAAGUUGCCUACAUGAAGAAAAAGGACUUCACUAAAUAAAACAAAUGUGCGUCCACAGAAAAAAAUGUUUUACCCGAAAUGGAUUGGUAUUAACGAGUUAAUUGAAGUAGGUAAUGCAUUUGGAAUUUUUCAGGGUACAUGAGGACUGAAAUAAUUGCCCACAUAUGUAAUUUCAGAGUUAAAAUAAUGAUUUUGCCUAUUAAAAUUUCAUCACUCAAUAAAAUCAAAUAAUUAAAAUUCCUAAGAUACUUUUUUACAGAAAAAUUCUAAUGAAAUUAUGAAAAACUGUGCAAUAAUAUAAAGAAAUAUUUUUUUUUGUGUAUGAUCCUCAGCUGUGUUGUAUUGAAAAUAUGUAAAUAUCAAAUGAUGUCACAUGUUACAUGCGAAAUAAAAUUUAAAAUUUA